Pseudogymnoascus verrucosus is the source of this 796-nucleotide messenger RNA. RefSeq lists its product as uncharacterized. The transcript is spliced from 5 exons. Bases 150 to 719 code for a protein of 189 amino acids. The record is from RefSeq and is a predicted model, not a curated record. NCBI's taxonomy places the organism in Eukaryota, Fungi, Ascomycota, Leotiomycetes, Thelebolales, Thelebolaceae.
GCAAAGCUUCCACGUCACGCCUGCCAACACCAUCAUAGGGGUCCACACCCGUUACUAAUCCACCACGGGAUAUAUACCCCUCUAUCCAACCCACCUCGGUCUCCCGGCACCCCUUGAAUUACAUUUAUCAUAAACUACACAACACCGAAAUGUUCGGCCUAAACCCCUCUUUCCCGCCCCGGUCCCUGGUGCCACUCGUUGAAGAGGUCGCUGAGCUCCUCAAAGGACGAAAUGAAACUGUUUCUGUGGCUGAGACGGCUGCCGGAGGGAUAAUCUCGGCUGCAUUGCUGAGCACGCCGGGUGCGAGCAGGUUUUACAAGGGCGGGUUGACGUUGUAUACCCUCCCUUCACGGGUACAAUUUGCCGGAUGGACCGAAGAGGACACCAGAUCCUACGUCGGCCCAACCCUCGGUGUCGUCUCCAAAAUGGCAGAGAACGUCCGUCCGAAACUCGACAGCACAUACACUAUCUGCGAGUCUGGCACCGCUGGUCCCACUGGGGGAACAACUAAAAACCGAACUCCCGGAUACGUAGCCCUCGCCGUCGCAACACCUGAAGGCACAUUCACCCGGGAAGUAGACACGGGAUCUGCGGACCGGGCGGAGAAUAUGGUUAAUUUCGCGGUAGAGGCGUUGAAGUUGCUGAUCGAUGUUAUUAAAGGGGAGUGGGAUGUGAAGAAGUCUGGGAGGGAAGGACAGGCUGUGAAUUGGAACUUGUAGGGGAGAUCAUAGCUUGAUAUAGUACAGAGCGUUAAAUAAAGGGGCAUCACAAAAAGGGGGUCAAGGAUAUGAAGGAU